UACAGAAAAUUAUUUCAUUUUCUUUACACAAUUCUCCCCAUCAAACCAUAUGUAAUCAUCUUCUUUAUUAUUUUUACCAGAGUUAUUUUGCAAAACUUGUUCUGAACUUUAUUAAUUUCAAGUUUAUUUCUAUUUUUAAAUCUAAAUCGUUUUAGUUUCCCAGGAUUUAAUUUACUUUUUCAAAACUUCUUUUAUUAGGCAGGAAUCAACGAUGUCGUUCAAAUUACCUCCGCUACCCUAUGGCCUUAAGGAUCUUGUUCCUCACUUGAGUGAAGAAACUCUGACCUAUCACUACACCAAACAUCACGCCGGAUAUGUUAAUAAACUCAAUGGAUUGGUUAAAGGUACAUCACUUGAAACCAAAUCACUCGAAGAUUUAUUGAAAACCGAGAGUGGCGCCGUAUUUAAUAACGCUGCUCAAGUUUGGAAUCACACCUUUUAUUGGCAUUCAAUGUCACCAAGUGGUGGUGGAGAGCCUCGUGGGACUGUGAGAAAGCUUUUGGACCAGAAGUUUGGCUCCUUUGACAAUUUUAAGAAAGAGUUUUCAAGUGUUCUCGUCGGUCAUUUCGGUUCUGGUUGGGGUUGGCUUGUACUCAAACCUGACGGUACUCCUGAGGUUGUACAAACACAUGACGCCGGAAAUCCAUUACGUGAUAAUCACGGAACACCUUUACUAGCAUGUGAUGUAUGGGAGCACGCUUAUUACGUUGAUUACAGAAAUGACAGGGCGGCAUAUGUUAAUGCCUGGUGGAAUCUCGUUAAUUGGGACUUUGCUAAUUUGAACCUCGAAAAGCCCUUCAAACACUCUUAAAAAAUACAUUUUUCAAUCUUCUAUGGCACAAA
Messenger RNA from Theileria parva strain Muguga, 843 nucleotides. It is a transcript of the gene SODB, whose product is annotated as Iron/manganese superoxide dismutase. Lineage: Eukaryota; Apicomplexa; Aconoidasida; Piroplasmida; Theileriidae. The transcript has 5 exons. The record is from RefSeq and is a predicted model, not a curated record. Gene Ontology annotation, biological process: superoxide metabolic process. Bases 212 to 811 code for a protein of 199 amino acids. Gene Ontology annotation, molecular function: metal ion binding; superoxide dismutase activity.